AUGUCAUGCGAUGAGAUGCUCAAGCUCGCGCAGGCCGAGGAGUCCAAGGAGUUCAAGUUAUUCGCGGCGCUUGUCGACGGAGAAGUUGAAGUUGAGGAUGCAGUACAAUGGGUCAUAAACACGACGAUGGACAGACUGGAAAACUACGGUCCAGGAGGAACAAUCGAGAAGGCCGACGCAAUAACAUUCAUAGCUAUCAUUGAGCUGGCUAUGCAAAUCGAUACAACCCAGUACGGACCAUUGGUUGAGUUCCUGGGAGAAUUGAAGCUGUACAAUGCCGUCGAUUCGUCGACUGGACUGGUCCUAAAAACACAAGAUGGAAGCAGAGUAUGGUCGCAUCUACCAUCGCUCACUUUCUGCGCCCGCGAAUUAUGGAAUGACCGGAUGACACACAUCUGUGACCCGGAUAUGGAGCCUGAUCAGCAGAUCAGAUGGGCAAAGCUGAAUAUCUUUCUCGCGCAAGUGACCCAAGCUGCCGAUGUUGAAUACACUUCCCCGUUGCAAGUGUGGAUCAGCGAUGCUAUGGAUGAAUCUCACAUGGCACUUUGCGGACUUCGUCAUGUGUUCGAAGAGGGCAUUCCUUCCGAACAGCUUGCCUCUACGGCUGGCCUGCUCGGCGUGUGCUACUGGGUAGUUUGUGCCGGCGAUAGAUUGUGGGAAAAUGUACUCAACUGCCGCAGAUACAACAAGUAUGAUGGUCGGCCUGGAGAAAUGUAUUCAAAACGCGGUUGGAAGGGCUUUGAACGCGAAAGAUGGGAUAUAUGGGUGGAAGGCCUUCGUGAUGCGAAGGCUGCCUGCACGUCUGGCCAGGAACUCGUGGAAGACUUGAUAGACCGUGCUCUAUCGAAAAUAGAGUGUGUAAUGAACAAUGAAACGACAUCCAGCUAA
Messenger RNA from Penicillium egyptiacum, 888 nucleotides. NCBI's taxonomy places the organism in Eukaryota, Fungi, Ascomycota, Eurotiomycetes, Eurotiales, Aspergillaceae. The record is from the annotation of a GenBank genome assembly.